Molecule: messenger RNA, 1575 nt
Organism: Penicillium soppii
Lineage: Eukaryota; Fungi; Ascomycota; Eurotiomycetes; Eurotiales; Aspergillaceae
Product: putative GABA permease
Exons: 1
Coding region: 1-1575 (524 amino acids)
Biological process (GO): transmembrane transport
Cellular component (GO): membrane
Molecular function (GO): transmembrane transporter activity
Source: RefSeq, a predicted model, not a curated record
AUGCGAUCCUCGACAGAUGGCACCGCCGACGAGGCGUUGGCCGCUAUGGGCUACAAGAGUGAAUUACCUCGAAAUUUAAGCAUGAUGAGCAUCCUCGGUCUAUCCUUCGCUAUUAUGGCUGCCCCCUUCGGUCUCAGCACAACCCUCUACAUUACCCUCGCGGAUGGCCUCUCCGUGACAAUCAUCUGGGGCUGGGUUUUCGUCACCCUAAUCUCAAUCGCUAUCGCCGCCUCGCUCGCUGAGAUUUGUGCCGUAUACCCAACUGCCGGAGGCGUAUAUUAUUGGAGCGCGAUGCUCUCCACGCGUCGCUGGGCACCGCUAAUGUCCUUCAUCGACGGCUGGCUAACCCUCGUUGGUAAUUGGACCGUCACGCUGAGCAUCAUCUUCUCCGGCGGCCAGCUGAUCCUCAGCGCAAUCUCAAUAUUCGACGAGAGCUUCGUCGCAAAUGCCUGGCAGACCGUGCUGAUGUUCUGGGCCGUGAUGCUCUUCUGCGCCCUCGUCAACAUCUUCUUCUCCCGUUACCUCGACCUAAUAAACAAAGUCUGUAUCUUCUGGACGGCAGGCAGCGUGAUCAUCAUCCUCGUCACCCUCCUUACAAUGGCAGACGACCGCCGAGAUGCCGAGUUCGUCUUCGCCCACUACGAUGCCUCAUCCAGCGGCUGGCCCGAUGGCUGGGCCUUCUUUGUCGGCCUGCUACAGGCAGCUUACACCCUAACCGGCUACGGAAUGGUCGCAGCCAUGUGCGAAGAAGUGCAAAACCCCCACCGUGAAGUCCCCAAAGCAAUCGUCCUCUCGGUCGUAGCAGCCGGCAUCACCGGUCUCUUCUACCUGAUCCCGAUCCUUUUCGUGAUGCCCAACGUGCAGAUGCUCCGCGACGUCGCGAGCGGCCAGCCUAUCGGCCUGCUCUUCAAGACCGUGACCGGAUCCGCGGGCGGCGGCUUCGGUCUGCUUUUCUUGAUUCUGGGAAUCAUGCUUUUUGCCGGCAUUGGGUCUCUCACCGCAGCGAGUCGCUGCACGUACGCGUUCGCCCGCGACGGCGCAAUCCCGGGCUUCAGGCUCUGGCGAAAAGUGAACAAGAAGCUGGACGUGCCGGUCUGGGCGAUUGUUUUGUCGGCUGUCGUUGAUGGACUCUUGGGCCUGAUCUAUUUCGGAUCCACCGCUGCGUUCAAUUCAUUCACGGGCGUCGCUACGAUUUGUCUAUCGGCUUCGUACGGUCUUCCGAUUCUUAUCUCUUUGGUUCGUGGUCGGCGCGACGUGAAGGGGUCUUCUUUUUCUGUUGGUCGGUUCGGGUUCGCAAUUAACUGUAUUACUAUUGCGUGGAUUGUUCUUGCGAUCGCUCUCUUCUGUAUGCCUGUAACGUUGCCGGUUACCCCCGAGUCGAUGAAUUAUGCCAGUGUUGUUUUCGCUGGAUUUGGUGGUAUCAGUGUCUUGUGGUACUUUGUCUAUGCCCGGAAACACUUUACUGGGCCCCCGGUUAGUGGUGAUGAGGCUCGCGCUGCUACAGAGCUUAUUACAGGCACAGUGGUGGAUGCCGAGAACUCACUCGACAUGGUUAAGAAGAUGCCGAGCGAGUAG